Perca flavescens (yellow perch) is the source of this 4436-nucleotide messenger RNA. It is a transcript of the gene erfl3, whose product is annotated as Ets2 repressor factor like 3. Bases 589 to 2799 code for a protein of 736 amino acids. NCBI's taxonomy places the organism in Eukaryota, Metazoa, Chordata, Actinopteri, Perciformes, Percidae. The record is from RefSeq and is a predicted model, not a curated record. Gene Ontology annotation, molecular function: DNA-binding transcription factor activity, RNA polymerase II-specific; sequence-specific DNA binding. The transcript is spliced from 5 exons. Gene Ontology annotation, cellular component: nucleus. Gene Ontology annotation, biological process: regulation of transcription by RNA polymerase II; cell differentiation.
UCAGAGGAGAGCGAGCGAAACACGACACCCCGAGGACGGAGAGACGCACGGGGGGAGGAGAGAGUAGCACUGAAUGGUGUUAGAGAGAGUGGAGGACUUACAAAAAAGUCUGUAAAGAAAGAGAGUUCGCUCUCCAACGUUCAUUUCUGUCAAAGAACAAAGCGAGAUGUCAAACAGCGACGAAGAUGCGGUUGAGACGGAGUAAACAGCUACCGGACAGUUAGCGAAAGAACUUGUUAAAAGAGAGAGAGAGAGAGAGAGCCUUUACGGCUGGCUCGAGUCGUUUUCCGCCGCAACUUGGGCAGAUUUGAACGCUGCCAGUUACGGGACGAGAAGCGAGGACCAACAGCGAGGUCUUGACCGCUGAAAGGCACGCCAUUCGGUCGGUUGGCCGAGAUCCGCUGAAGCAGCAGCAGCUACAAAAGUUUGCCGUAUAUUCACCCAGUUUUCCAGAUUGGGAACUAGAGGGGGGAGGAAGAGGCCGAGAGACGGGCUUUUCUUUCCACAAGCAACUUUGUGGAAUUCAUCCUGUUGAGCAAACUUUAACCGCUUGCUGUCUAGCUAAGUAGCUAAAGCAGAAGAAAAAAAAUGAAAACACCUGGAGAUAAUGGGAUCGCCUUCCCAGAAUGGGCCUACAAGCCUGAGUCGAGCCCCGGGUCCAGGCAGAUCCAGUUGUGGCACUUCAUCCUGGAGCUGCUCAGGAAAGAAGAGUAUCAUGAUGUCAUCGCCUGGCAGGGAGACUACGGCGAGUUUGUCAUCAAGGACCCGGAUGAAGUGGCCCGGCUGUGGGGAGCCAGGAAGUGUAAACCCCAAAUGAACUAUGAUAAGCUGAGCAGGGCACUCAGAUAUUACUACAACAAGAGGAUCCUCCAUAAGACCAAAGGGAAGAGGUUCACCUAUAAGUUCAACUUCAAUAAACUGGUUUUGGUCAACUACCCCUUUAUCGACAUGGGCUCCACUGGAAGCAGCGUUCCUCAGAGUGCCCCUCCUGUCCCCUCCGGUGCAGGGACUCACUUCCGCUUUCCUCCCUCGACGCCCUCCGAAGUCCUCUCCCCGAACGAGGAUCUGCGCAGCCCCGGUGGCAUGUUCAGCUCUGUGGCCCGACGAAUGGCACGAGGCUCCGUCAGCGAUUGCAGCGACGGCACCUCUGUCAAUUCUGAGAUUGAGGAAGGCAACACUGGAGCGGGGGAGGAGAGGGGAGAGAGGGGUGUGAGUGGAGGAGGAGGAUCUGGUGGUGGAGGAGGAGGUUACCGGAGUAUCAUCCAUCCCCGUCUGUCUCAUGAAGCCCUGUUCCGCAUGUAUGGAGGACCGGGUAACCCUGCAGGGCACCCAGGCUCCCGUGGUCACACAGGGCACCGGAUCCACCCAGAUUCCCUGUCGCCCUUCCCCGUGUCCCCUCUGCCAGGGCCAGGAGGAGCUGGCCUCCUAGCCCCUCCUCUGUCCCCAGCGCUCUCCAUGACCCCGACAUCUCACCUCCCCUACACCCCCUCUCCCACCCUGUCACCCAUGUUAGGCUCCCACUUCUCCUUUAACCCAGAGGACAUGAAGCGCUACCUGCAGGCCCACACCCAGUCGGUGUACAACUACGGCCUCAGCCCCAGAGCUUUCCUCCAUUACCCCAACAUCGUCAUCCCUCAGCCCCACCGGCCCGCCGCAGACAAGGCUGGUCUGAGCGGAGAGAGAGGAGCUGCCGAGAGAGCAGAAAGAGCAGCGACUGCAGGGGGAGGAGAGAGGGGAGGAGAACGGCACCACCAUCCACCUCUGGCUCACUCUGCCCACCACCACCCGCAUCCACCUCAUUCUGCCCAUCCUCACACCCAUUCUCAUCCCAUGCAUCACCCACUCCACCUGGGUGAGGAGCCUCCACACAUGUCUCCCUUCAAGUUCAAGCUGCAGCCACCGCCACUGGGUAGGAAGCACAGGGAGAGUCAAAGCCAGAGUAAACCCAGGCAGAGCUCACUGUCCUCAGGAUCUGGGUCCAUGUCGUCUACCUCUGGCCUGGGUUCCUCGCUGUCAUUCGGCAGCGACCUGAGCUCAGCCAGCGGCUCAGGCCUCAUCUCUGCCUCCUCCUCAACGCAGUCUCUAAACAGUGCAGGACUUCCCAAGAUAAAGGUGGAGCCCAUCUCUGAUAUCGAGUCAGAGGAAGAGGUGGAGGUGACCGACAUUAGUGACGAGGACCCAGAUGAGAGGGAUGAGGAGUUUGAACUCUUCUCCCCUCGCCACUCCAGAGCCCCUGACCACCACCGCCAACACCACCAACACCUUGCUAACGGCACAGCCGCGCCCCAACAUCACCCCCAUCCUGAUGAGGACCUGGACGAGGAUGUCUUCAAAGCCCCUGCUCCGCCUCCACCUGGCCUGAUGCCCUUCUUCACCUCGCAGCACACACACUCCAGUCCACUCCAUCGAAUGCUGCCCACUCUUAAGAGUGAACCCACCGAACCAGGGGACAGUAACACACCCCCACCUCAGACGGGCUCGGCGGGAGCGUCACAGACAAAGUGCAUCCCCCUUAAGCUGCGCUUCAAGAGGCGCUGGAGCGAAGACCAGCGCAUGGAGGCCUCACAGGAGGAGUCAGACGACAAGAAAGUGCGGCCAGAGGAGGAGAGGGAAAGAGGAAGGCAAAGUAAUGGACGGAUGGAGAUGGAGGAGGAUGGGACAGGCAGUGGAGAAGGGGACAGUCCUCCCCCGUUGGCAUACGAGGGCUCUUUAGCCACACCGUUGGCCUCACAGCGUAGGGUGAGCGCUGAGCUGCAUCGCGCCACUGCACAGCUGUCUCUGGAGAACAAAGACUGCUGAUGAGAGACAAAGCCCAAACACUACUGCUCCAGUAGCACUGGAGGUGGCACAGGAGUAUGUAAAUGGUUCCUCUGUGAUCCCUCUCCCACACUGACAAACUAGAUUCCUGAAACCUCCAGUGAACUGAGAGCACAGUCCAAUAAACACAUAGAAAACCGACAUCUCAAAGACAGCCUGACUCUUGUUCUGUCAGACGCCCCACCAAUCCUGGAUCAAGGCUCUUCUGGGACACAUCCUUUGGGAGGUUGGACUCACUCAGACUCAUCCCAGGCAAAGUGACUGUAAUAGUGCUGAAAUCAGAAGGAGGCUCCAUCAUGAACUUGGCUUCAAGUUCACCUCCCACCUGGCCAGUGAAGCUACAGAUGCCCUGCCCCAGUAGCACAGCUCCUGCCUUUAGGCCCCAUCAAUAGGAUCAGCAGCCACUCAGCACUUUCCUGAGGGGACACACACCCCCUAAAAACCCAGCAACACACCUAGGAUGAGGAUGUGCACACUCUCUUAUGUUUUAUUUUCCUAUAAGCUGACGGGACUUUGAUAAGUGCCUGUAUCUAAAAACCCACAGCCCUGGUGUGACAUGGAAGAGAGCAAAGAAAGGAGAGGACUGCUACGAGUAAUCCAUCUUUAACUCAUGAAACCCUUGUAAAGUUUGGUAGAUAUUGAAAAAUCACGGGGGAAAAAAGGAAAGUGUGUCUCUGAGCAUGAAUAGUGGGGCUGUUGGGUGUUGUCUAACUGACUCUUAAACCUGGCCCACUCCACUCAGGGAAGCCUAUUGCUGUAUGUUUAUUGGAUUCAUGCACACAAACACACACAAGCAAAACAAACAACAACAAAAAAACCCAGCCAACAGUGAAGGGGACUCACAGUGAAAGCAUUGCUUAUGGACACUUAACAAUGUUCACUGUGACGCAAGACACAUUCACAUUUACACAUCCACAGACUUUGACUCUGGCACACUGUUCUCUCAGAGCUUUUGACUUUUAUAUAACCUUCUUUCUGUCUCUCCUGUCCUGCCCCUCUUUCUCUUGCGGACCACCUGUGGAAAGAUCAUGACUCCACUCACAGAAAUAAUUUCAACCCCAGGGAGAUGUGAGGAGAGGAAAAGAGAAGAAUGAAGAAGUACUUCAGCGUAGAGAAAGGACUGCUGAGGGGACCACAAGGGGAAGGCAGCAGGGGGAGGAAGGAUUUGAGGGGUUCAAGUAACUGUUAACUAGCCCUCUCACUUCACCUAACAUGGCUUGUACACUGAAAAUAGUUUCUCUUUAGGUCCCAGCAGCACAGAAUCCUCGUUCACCAGCUGAAGCUCCUCUAACAAUCAUAGAUAGUGUUAAACUAAACCAGCAAAAACACACACACACACACACACACACACACACACACACACACACACACACACACAAUGCCUCUCUAUGCCUUGUUUUUAUAGCAUGUACAAAAGUGCAAACUGAGCUCUAAUAACACACACACAUACAGACUAUAUCUUUAUAUAUUCUAAAUGAAAUUAUUAAGAAAGUGAGAUUUUAAGAAGAACGAAAGCAUUUUAAUGAUAUGAUUGAUUCACAAUUUUUUUGUAAGUGAAUUAUUUUGAAUGGUAAGACAUGUCAUGCCACUCACUGGGUAAUAUGGUAUGGAGAUGGGGU